UGUUUGUACUACACGUCAUUGAUCGUGAACGUGUUGAAAGUAAACAACACGCGUGCUCUAUGCUUGCCGUGUCAACACCUACACGACACACGUCAACAAAUUAACGCUGGAGGUCCGCUGCUAAAUCAUACGGCAACCUAUAUCCUGCUGGGAACUAUUUAAUGCUGAGUGAUGUACAUCGUUCUACACGUAAAAACUAACAUAUCGAAAGUGUGAUAGAUCUGUAGAACAAUGGAUAUCGGCUAGUGGAAUUUAUGAUAUUUGGCAACAUUGGAACAUUCUAGAAAUUAGCAUGGCGCUAAGGGGAGGAGCUCAGUCCCAGGACAAUCGAGCAUUCCAGGCUGAUCAGGGCCCAGGCGAACACAAGUACGAUGACCUUGACGAUGACCUUUACCAGCCGUUCAGCAACCCGCUCCGUGAUGAGGACAGGAAACCUCCACGUGACCCGCCUCGACCAAUCGGUCGCUCACCUGACGUCACAGAUGAUGACAGGUCUUCUCCUGAUAGAAGCUACUCGCCUGAGAGAGACAGGUCUCCACCACAUAGAAACAGAUCUCCGCAUGAUAGAAACAGAUCACCGUCAGAUAGACGAGAUAGAAGGAGACAUUCCCCAGAUAGAUAUAGAGACAGAGAUAGAUCCCCAUCAGAUAGAAAUAGGGACAGAGAUAGAUCACCAUCAGAUAGAUAUAGGGACAGAGAUAGAUCACCAUCAGAUAGAUAUAGGGACAAAGAUAGAUCACCAUCAGAUAGAUAUAGAAAUAGAUCGCCGCCAGAUAGAUAUAGAGACAGAGAUAGACCCCCAUCAGAUAGAUAUAGGGACAGAGAUAGACCCCCAUCAGAUAGAUACAGAGACAAAGAUAGAUCACCAUCAGAUCGAAACAGAGACCGGAGACACUCCCCCCAAGACCGACGACCUGAAAGACGCCGACCUUCACCAGAUCGACACCCCAGCAGACGACUUUCCCCCAGCAGAAGCGACAGCGACGACAGCCGAGCAUCACCCAGAAGAUCCCGCCGCCCACCCUCGCCCGCCGACAGCUACGAUGACCCCUGGGAUUCGAUGCCCCGAAAAGGAAAAAAACCCUCCACCCCUUAUUCUAAAACGCCUCCAAAAGAUAAGCCCUCCACGUUAAACUCUCAGAAACCAGAGUCUAAAUACAACACGUACGAGUCAUACGCACCCAACUAUCAGGGUUACGAUGGACCAAACAAUGACCCGUACAGAAAAUCCAACGGACUCAAUAAUAACAACAAUGUCAAGAAAAUUGGGAGACAAAUUUUGGGCCCCGAAUCUUUAACACCGAGUGACAGCAAAAGUCGAGACAGUACGUCCUUUCCAUCCCAGGGCUCGAUGCUGAAUAUCGACGACACGAACGAUAAACGAAAACUCAUCUACGGGGUGGAUGAGAACGAGGAGAGGGGCAACUGGACUGGGAAGUUUGACUUCAUCCUCUCGAUGAUUGGAUACGCCAUUGGUUUGGGCAACGUCUGGAGGUUUCCUUAUCUCUGUUAUCGUAAUGGUGGCGGAGCUUUCCUCUUCCCUUUUAUCCUGAUGAUGUUCAUGAUAGGGCUGCCACUUUUUUUCUUGGAAUCAUCGCUCGGACAAUUCACUAGCUGCGGAGCUACGACCUGUUGGAAUUAUGCCCCUUUGUUCAAAGGUGUUGGUGUUGCCAUGGUGAUUGUCUCCGCCAUGACAGGUAUAUACUACAACAUGAUCCUGGGCUGGGCUCUCCACUACAUGUUCGCCUCCUUCACCAGUGAUUUACCUUUUCUUACCUGUGAUAACAACUGGAAUACUCAAGACUGCAAACUGAAGCUGCCUAAAAUGGAAUGCGAUGGAGACAGCAAAGGAGCUGAUGGUACAUGUAAAAAUGGGAAUGGGAAGGAGAUAGGGUUGUGGAACAAAACUCUUUUCUUUGAGGCCACUGGACGGAAGUUGAAAUCUCCUUCUCAAGAAUACUGGGAAAGAUCUGUAUUAGGUUUCAGUGAUGGCAUCCACCAUUUCGGACAACCUAAAUGGGACCUUGCCUUGUGUCUGUUGCUUGCCUGGGUCAUAUGUUUCUUUUGUUUAAUUAAAGGCAUCAAAAGCACUGGAAAGGUUGUUUAUUUCACAGCCUUGUUUCCCUACGUUGUUUUGAUAAUUUUGUUGUUUCGUGGUGUAACCCUUGAAAAUGCUGAAGUUGGAAUUUAUUAUUUUAUCACCCCAGUAUUUGAAAAACUUGGAGAUGCUAAUGUGUGGAAAGAUGCAGCAAAUCAAAUAUUUUUCUCCAUGGGUAUAGCAGGUGGUGGUCUAAUCACUCUAUCCAGCUACAAUAGAUUUCAUAGCAAUAUUCUCAGAGAUUCCAUAAUUGUUACAUUUGGUGACUCCUUGACCUGCAUUCUUGGAGGAUUUGUUAUCUUCUCAUAUCUUGGCUACAUGGCUGGUCAGCUGGAGGUGGACAUCCAGGACGUGGCAGCUGAUGGUGCUGGUCUAGCAUUUGUUGUUUAUCCUGAAGCUGUGUCCAACCUCCCCCCACCUACCCUGUGGGCGUUGCUUUUUUUCAUUAUGCUGUUAACACUGGGAUUGGAUUCUCAGUUCACAAUGAUAGAGACAGUAUUAACUGGCAUCAUUGACCAGUUCCCUAAGUUACGGGCCAGAAAAGUUUUUGUACUUUUGGCUAUUUGUAUUGUACUGUUUAUACUAGGACUUCCUCUUACAUGCCCGGGUGGCAUGUACAUGUUGCAGCUUAUGGACAACUAUGUUGGGGGGAUGACACUCAUCAUAAUAGGUUUUAUUGAGGUGACAUCAAUUACUUACAUUUAUGGUGUUCGACGAUUCUGCCGCGAUAUACAGCUAAUGACUGGCUCCACAAUUUUCAUUUACUGGAAAGUCACUUGGUGUGUGCUCAGCCCACUCACAAUUGUUUUCAUCUUUAUCUUCAUGUUCAUUGACUACAAAGGCACCAAGUAUGACACAUACACAUACCCAGGCUGGGCGGAUGCCAUGGGUUGGCUCAUGACUUUCACAUGUAUCAUAUCCAUCCCAAUCAUUAUGUUGUACAAGAUAUGUCGGGAGAAGGAAGGAAAAAGUAUAUGGCAGAGGAUCCGGUUGCUCUGUCUUCCAUCUGUAUAUUGGGGCCCAGCUCUACCAAAGCACAGAGAAUUAAUCACCUACGUAGAUGGAUUUCAAGUGGAUCCACUCAGAAAUUUGAAAUCCAAAAAUAGAUUUGCUAACAGAAGACUCCAGCGGUCCUUGCAACCUAGUGUAAAGACUGAGAGCAGGACGUCUUUACUUGCCUCGCGUAUAUCAGUGAUCUCAAGUUUAUCAAAGAUGACGAUUGGGACGCAGCGUUCAGAGAAAUCAGGAAUUUCUUUUGAAACCAAUGUAUAAAGUAAUGUAUAGGCCUACUGAUAUUGAGAAAAUGUGAUAUCAAAAAUAUCAUCUGCUUAAGUUAAUUUACAUAUGUUAAAAUAAAUUUUAUUUUAAGUUUACUCAUGCACAAUAAAAGAACCAGUUUAAUUUUUAAUACACCUUUUUGUUUUAACUCUAGAAUCACUUUUGUGAUAUGUAAAUGACAUUUUGUAUAUACAUUGUUUCAUGAGUAUUUGAAUUUAUAUUUUACUAACUGUUUAUGUAUUCGAAAAAACCAUAAGUUAAAAAGGGCAUAUUUUUUAAACCGUUUCUAACAUUUGUAAUUCAAUCAA
Molecule: messenger RNA, 3684 nt
Organism: Physella acuta
Lineage: Eukaryota; Metazoa; Mollusca; Gastropoda; Physidae
Product: sodium-dependent proline transporter
Biological process (GO): sodium ion transmembrane transport; nitrogen compound transport; amino acid transport
Cellular component (GO): plasma membrane
Molecular function (GO): glycine:sodium symporter activity
Source: RefSeq, a predicted model, not a curated record